UUGACAUUUAUCGUAUUGGUUGUUUAUUCAGUAUUUUCAAUUUGUUGAAUUAUUUUUUAUUAGAAAUCGUCUUAGUUUAGUAAAUUGUGUUUAAAUAAUGGUGCAAUUAUUGAAGUAGGCAUACAUAAGAAUGAUUGCUAAUUCUUAUUAGGUAAUCAUGGCCGGCGUCGUACCAAAAAAGGCAACUUCUGGUAGAAAACAAUGGACUCUCAGUGGGCCGUCUGAACGUUCUCUUAAACGUUUAAGAAGCCAAUUAGCUUCUGAUGGCUGUCCAGAGUCUCAAGUAGUCCUUGCUAAACAACUGUUAGAUGAAGAGUGUGAGUUUGAGUCUGAAAAGAAGGAGAACGCACGUCUCGGCGUGUAUUGGCUAAUCAAGGCAUCAGAACAAGGCAACACCGAGGCGACAAAUUUACUAAAAACAUGCCUACAAACAGGAAAAGGCAUUACAGAACACAACUACAUGGAUGUGAAAUCCUGCAUAUCCAUGACGCAGGAUGAAAAGCUCGCCAGAAAAGCAGCCAGAGAAAUGUUUGCUAGUUUAUCGAACGGCGGAGAGUACAUCACAUCAGACCAAUUGAAAAGGAAGAUGUUAGCGAUAGAUCGCGGAGAAACGUGCUCCAAAUCGACCGAAACAAACGAUAUCGACAACGAUAAUUUCGCAAACCAGCUACUAGACGAAGAUUUAAUUUAUAGCGAAUCAGAGGAAGAAACCGAUUGGUCGCAAAGGUCAGAUAGUAGUAACGAGAAAUUAACCGAAGAUCAUCUACUCGCCGCCGCUGUAGAUUACUCACACGGCCAGUUACCGGAGCUGAAUCAAAUAUUAUGCCUGUCCGAGCCCAAUUUGAGAGCGCUAGAUCACAUACCGUUCGUGCACAGGUCCCUCUUACACCCCUAUUUAGCUUUAAAAAUAUUGUACUACAAACUGAUAUCGUACCUGGGCAGAAAGACCUGGCCUUUCGUGGGCCCUCUAAUCAAAUCGGAAUUCCAAAUAUUCGUAUUAGUCUUAGCAUACGUGUUUUUAAGUACCGAAAAUAUUUUAGUCGUGUUUCUCACCGUACUUUAUUACACGACGUUCGCUAUAAUGGUGUGCUCGACGUUUCAAAUGCUGCAGCAUCAAAGGGAACUGGUGAAUUACAGGGUGUGGUCGAGCCUCUUCAUUUGCUAUUCCGGGGGUAAUUUAAACGCGAACGAAACCGAAUACCAGUACAUUCGCAACCACAUGAAACCCUACGGGCAUUUUUUCGUCAGUCUAUUGGUAAAUUUGUUUGUGUACUCCUUCAUAUCUGAGCAGCUGAUACCUCAAUCGGAAUUGACUAUCAUUUCUUUCCUGUUAACUUUCAUGACUUUGUUGGGUUUCAUGCAGAAAAUUCGUUCGAAAACCCUGUUCGAUGUGUCUGUAUUAUUCAGUUUUGCUAUUAACGUUUUAGCGAAAUAUCCGUACGAAACGGAUCCCGUGGUUACGCAAGGCUGGCGGUUUUUGGAGCUCAACGUACCGACGUUUCCUAGUUACGUCGUAGGCAACGGUAUAGAGUUUUGCAUCAGCUUCAGGUUCAUUUUAUUCGCGCUGAUUCCCGCGAUUUUCCUGAAAAUAGCCCAUUCGCAGAACUGGCGGGGCACGUACAAAACCCUAAUUCCGCAUUGCGUGACAUUGAGCUGGCUGCAAAUUUGCAUUAUAAGCUCCCAAGGGGCCACCAUGUUCGGUUUCCUCCGCGGCACGCUAGCUCUAGUAGGCGUCGUGUUGUUUCUACCCCUAGUAGGCAUAACUAGCAUACUAGUACCGAUCGCAGCGCUGAGCAAUUGGGUGAUAGAGUCGAAUUUCGUUUACACCAUUUGUAUUUUUGUUAUCUUGAGUACCCUGGGACUCGGGAUUUGUUAUGUGUGCGCUCAAACCAGGUAUAAGAAGUACACCGCGGUGAUACAAAUCGUACUAAUGAUAUCGGCGUUCGGGUUCAUGAUAGAUUCGUCGAAUGAUUUCAAGAGUUAUUUCGAAGAAGAUGUUAAAAAUCCGCAACCGAUGAGCUGGGAUGUGUACCAAAGGUACUGUCACCAGCCGGUGUGGCAGGAGGAAAACGUGGCGGUAUCGCAAGUGAAAUGCGUCGGUUUGGACAAAAUAACCGUGCAAUGGAACGGAUAUAUCAGCGAAAUCAAACUCAGAUCGGUAACGAAUACAUAUAAAGCGAUCAUCGAUAGGUUACCGCAGGAUAUCUCGCGAUAUUUGUACUGUUUCUACGGCGAAGCCAACCAAUCGGAUUGCGAAAACGUGCCGGAAAUCGUGAGAGACAACUGCUUCGCGUUUUACGAUAUACUGAACUCGGUGAAUCGGUGUUCGUUGCGGAAAUACGACGAGUACACGUUCGAAAUCGUUCUCAAAAUGCACUCCAGCAUAUGGGGCAAAGCCACCGAAGUCACUCUAGUCGCCGAGGACGGUUUCAAAGAGUUCGUGUUGAAAUUGAAGCCCACCGAUCACAUCUGGUUCAAAGGGGAAUUGUUCAAUAACGAAAAUUUGGGCUCCGACGGCAUCCUGGGGGGAUUGAAACCUCACAUUCGUUUGGGGGAAUUGGGGUGCUCCUCCUGCCAAGACAAUACUUUAACUGCAAUUAAGCUUCAACCUGGUUCGAGUGUUCGUUUGUUUAAUGUUUUAGAUUCUAUGAGCGUUGGCGCAAAGUUUAUAUUGAAUGUUAUUUUUAAACCGUAUAUAUUAUUUAAAUGAGAUUUGUAUGAAAUUGAAUGUACCUAAAAUUAUUUUUUAAUAUAGUAACCAUUUUUGC
Messenger RNA from Phyllotreta striolata, 2768 nucleotides. Lineage: Eukaryota; Metazoa; Arthropoda; Insecta; Coleoptera; Chrysomelidae. The record is from the annotation of a GenBank genome assembly.